UCGAAGUACUUGAGUAACUUGAAAUCUUCUUAGACCAAACGAGAAGAAGUAAGGAACAAGAGACAUCCAAUUUCAGCCCCCUGGUGUGUAAUAACCGAGGAAUGUCAAAAUGGGGAAAAUGCAGCAUAUAGUUGCUUACAUUACUGGGGGCGCAAAUGGCAUCGGCAAGGCCAUUGCUGAGAAAAUUUUUAGCCAAGGUGGCAAGGUGGUGCUGGCUGAUAUAUCUUGCCAUGGAGCUGAAGUUGCCGAGAGCAUGGGCGAAAAAGCUUUAUUUUCGUGUACCGAUGUCAGAAUCGAGCAAGACAUAAUCGAUAGCAUGAGCUGCGUGAAAGAGAAAUUCGGUGGUGUGAAUGUGUUGAUUAAUUCCGCCGGUGUUGUUGGCUGUGAAUCAAUAUACGACUUCAAAACUAAAAAGCCACAUUCCACGGACUUGUACAAGUGCAUGUUCGACACCAACGUAUGGGGCGUAUUUAACGUGACUCGUUUAAUGGUCGGUAUGAUGGCGGAAAACAAACCCGAUGUAAAUCAGCAAAGAGGAAUCAUUAUAAAUCUCUCGAGCAUGGUGGCGUACGAAGCCCCCCCAAUUUUGGUCGCCUAUGGUGGUUCGAAAGCCGCGGUUUCUGGCAUGACGAUACCUUUGGCCAGGGGACUCGCAUCGAAAGGAAUACGCGUCGUCACCAUAUGCCCUGGUUACAUAGACAGCCCCAUGACAGCCCUGCAUACACCUGAGGAAAGAAAAACAGGGAUUUCCAUGAACCUUACACCUAAACGUUACGGAACCUGCGAGGAGGUUGCCCAUUUAAUCCAAACGUGUAUCGAGAAUCCAUUAAUAAACGGCGAAAAUAUACGUAUAGACAUGGGCCACCGAUACAGUCACGUAGAUGAUGCAAAGGAAGAUUCGAAGCCAUAGCCAGGACCUUCUGCCACCAGGAAACGGUUAGCAUAAUGUGCUUAGCAACCCCAGGAUCGCACCACGGUCACCCA
This is a messenger RNA of Eufriesea mexicana, 984 nucleotides long. Its product is annotated as 3-hydroxyacyl-CoA dehydrogenase type-2. Gene Ontology annotation, biological process: androgen metabolic process; estrogen metabolic process; fatty acid metabolic process. NCBI's taxonomy places the organism in Eukaryota, Metazoa, Arthropoda, Insecta, Hymenoptera, Apidae. The transcript has 5 exons. The record is from RefSeq and is a predicted model, not a curated record. Gene Ontology annotation, molecular function: estradiol 17-beta-dehydrogenase [NAD(P)+] activity. The coding region runs from base 110 to 910 and encodes 266 amino acids. Gene Ontology annotation, cellular component: mitochondrion.